ACAAGACAAGCCCAACGAAGAAGAAAGCAAUACGGUUAGUUUGUCUUUUAAACUGCUCCCCAAAUACACUGAGUUAUUCAAUUUCACUACUACUACAUACUGAGGACUAUUAAUAAAUAAUAGACAUUUGUGGCUCCACUCCCGAAAGAGCUGUUACCGCUUUUCAUCUCGGGCAAACGACAGCUAGCUAGAUAGCUAACACCCGGCUGAAAAUGGACACCCGGUUCACUCGAGGGAAAUCCACCAUCCUGGAGCGACCCUUGACCCGACCAAAGACCGAAGUCAGCAUCAGUGCGUUUGCAUUGCUGUUCUCCGAGAUGGUCCAGUACUGUCAGAGUCGGGUGUACUCCGUUUCGGAACUGCAGACACGCCUGGCUGACAUGGGGCAAAGUGUUGGAGCUGGCAUACUGGAUGUCCUUGUGCUGAGGGAGAAGAAUGGCAAGAGGGAGACAAAAGUGCUCAACAUGCUACUCUUCAUCAAGGUGAAUGUAUGGAAGUCUUUGUUUGGGAAGGAGGCUGACAAGCUGGAGCAAGCCAAUGACGAUGACAAGACUUACUACAUCAUCGAAAAGGAGCCCCUCAUCAAUGCUUACAUCUCUGUGCCCAAAGAGAAUAGUAGCUUAAACUGCGCCGCCUUUACUGCAGGCAUCGUGGAGGCCAUUCUCACACAUAGCGGCUUCCCCGCCAAGGUCACGGCUCACUGGCACAAAGGCACUACACUCAUGAUCAAGUUUAAUGAGUCAGUCAUAACUCGGGACAAGGCUUUAGAUGGCAGAUAAGGACAGCGGGAAAAACCAGGGAAGUUUUUUCUUUGUUUUGUUUUGUUCAUCAAUGCAGGACCACAAUCUAACUCUGUACAGUCUUGCAGGUCUUUAUUUUGGAGUAACCUAAAGAUUUAUUCCUAUUUUACUUUGUUAUAAGAAACUGCGGCCUCUUUCACAUCUAAGCCGACAUACCGAUGCCAGACGGGAGUUGAAGUGGACCAGGAAAUUUACCAGCUUCUGAUUUCAUAACUGAGAUGGAAUGCCGGAGACUCAAUGUCUUCACCUUUGUAGAAAGCAGCUGCAGUUGUCACCCUGAUGUAGGAUAUAUGGUUGGGGAAUUAAUCAUCUUAAUGGUGCACACUGCUUGUCCUGUUUCGACAAGUUCUACCUGACAGGCUAAUAAACCAAGGCUGUACGGUUUUACCCGAUGCGCCAACGCACAUAAAUUUGCAAUGUGCAAAAUGGCUUGUGAUAGGCAUGGACAACAUCCAAAACAAAAGAUGCUUUUAGUUGGUUCAAUUUUCUAAGUCUAUAGUCAUCAUGUCCCACUGUACAUCAUGCAAAAUUCCAAUUUGUACCACACUGAUUACAUCUCUUGUGAUUGUUUCAAUAUUGUACUGUAUUAUUGUAUUUGUCUAUAUAAAUAAUGGUAUGUGAGGUAUUUCAUUGA
Molecule: messenger RNA, 1434 nt
Organism: Syngnathus acus (greater pipefish)
Lineage: Eukaryota; Metazoa; Chordata; Actinopteri; Syngnathiformes; Syngnathidae
Gene: trappc5
Product: trafficking protein particle complex 5
Exons: 3
Coding region: 213-779 (188 amino acids)
Biological process (GO): endoplasmic reticulum to Golgi vesicle-mediated transport
Cellular component (GO): TRAPPIII protein complex; TRAPPII protein complex; TRAPPI protein complex
Source: RefSeq, a predicted model, not a curated record